AUGAUGGAGAAUAGUGUCGGACCAGCGGAUGUUGAAGGUAACCACGAAGGCUUUGAAGCAGAAGAAGACAAUAAUCCGUUUUCCCAAUCACAUCAAGGACUUGCAAGCAUUAUGUCCGAUAGGAAUGCGGAGAUACCCAAGAUGAAAGGCGAUAAUAAACACGGUGGGAAAUCAGCAGCAGCUGGUAAUCUUGACGACGACGACGAUGACGAGUCGAUGUUGUUGUAUGCUAAGAACAAUAAGAAUAGCGAUUUAAGUGACCAAUUGAAUGAUUUCCAUGUUGAAUACGAAAGCAGAGUCUCCAAGCUCUUGAAGCCCGGGAAUGAAGUCAAGGUCCAUAUUACCGAGGCCAGUAACUCCAAUGAGGGCAUGAAUAACUCUCUGAAGAAGUAUGUGGUGUAUACAAUCAAAUUAGUCAAUAGUAAGGAUCCUCAAGAUGAGAUCCAAACCAGAAGACGAUAUAGUGAUUUUGAAAGCCUUAGAGAUGUGCUUACAAAGAUAUUCCCCUUGAUAAUUGUUCCUCCUAUUCCUCCCAAGAACUAUAUGAACUUUCCACUGUUGAAUAACUUGGUAGGAAGUCAAGCACAUGUUUUGAAUGGGUCAACCAAUGAAGAUAGUACUAGUGGAGGAGGACCCAAUGCUAACUCUUAUUCGUAUAUCAAUUCUACUCAUUUAAAUAAGACAAAGUUGGUCGAACAUAGGAAAAGACUACUCUGCAAUUUCUUAAACAAUUGCUUGAAGAUCAACCAGAUUAGAAAUUUGGAGUUCUUUGCCAAAUUUCUUGAUCCCAAUGCUAAUUGGACAGAUGAGAUUGUUCUUAUAGUCAGCCAGUUGCCUAGAACAGUAUUUCAACUGAACCCUGAAAACGGGUUGAAGACGAAUCCCAUCUAUGUCCACCUUCCUAAUCCGUCCAGUGGUCACACGAUUUCAUUUUUAAAAGAUAAUAAGAACAAGUUGAAACAAAAGACCAAUAAACUAUUGUUGUCCAGUUCUGAAGACAACACAAUUGGGGUCAAUGGAGUGGAGGCAGGAGCAGGCACAGGAGCAGGAGCACCAGCAACUACAUCAGUUUCUUCUCCUUCACCAACGUACAAUGAUUUAAUGGGUUAUACAGCCGAUUUGGAUGUCAUCAAUAAGAAGAUCAUGCAGAAUUUUAUUGGGCUUUCUACAGACUAUGGGGAUUUAGGAACAUCGCUCAACUCGUUUUCCUUAUUGCUAAUUGAUACUUCAAAGGUUAAAGGGUCUAACGAGGAGCUGAAGCUCAAUAUUAUAUUUGAUGAAAUCGGACAAAUCUUUGAUAGGUCUUGUAUUUCCAUCAACUCAUUACUCGAAGAAGUGGAAACCAAAUUCUCCGAACCUCUAGGGGAAGCGGCCCAAUACACACCUAUUCUUCAGACUAUCUUUAAGUUCAAAGAGAAGAAAUUACGACAACAAGGCUUAUUGGAUUCAGAAUUAAAGGACAAGAGAAAGGAAUUGGAUGAUUUGUUAAAGAUAGAAGACGAAUAUGCUCGUAUAGACAAUGCCUUAAACAGUACGGUUAAAGAUACCAAAUAUGAUCUUAAUCUGGCUCAGGGUCAACCAACAUCACCAUCGCAGACUACCAACGAUAACAACAGUAACCCAAGUACCACCAGCAGCAAGUUCAGGUUUCCCUCGAUGAACACCUUCAAGAGAAUUACCCAAUACGUGAGUGAAAUCAUAGAUCAAAAUCCUGAACAAACAAGAAAACAAAGAAUCGAAUUGUUGAAAGCCAAAAUUGAAACCUUGGAAAAAUGCCAAAAGAUAAUGCUUGAAGAUAUCAACUAUAUAACUGAUGAAGUUACCAACAACUUCAGCAUCUUCCAUAAGAAACAGGCUCAGGCUAUCUUCAAUAUUUUGUUAACUUAUAACAAACUACUUAUUGGAUGGGCAAAGAAAAACAUGGAAAUAUGGGAGCAGGUUAAAGAAGAAAUCUUAAAAUUAUAA
Messenger RNA from Lizanozyma spartinae, 1965 nucleotides. RefSeq lists its product as uncharacterized. The transcript has a single exon. Gene Ontology annotation, molecular function: phosphatidylinositol binding. Bases 1 to 1965 code for a protein of 654 amino acids. The record is from RefSeq and is a predicted model, not a curated record. Lineage: Eukaryota; Fungi; Ascomycota; Pichiomycetes; Serinales; Debaryomycetaceae.